Molecule: messenger RNA, 449 nt
Organism: Lolium rigidum
Lineage: Eukaryota; Viridiplantae; Streptophyta; Magnoliopsida; Poales; Poaceae
Exons: 2
Coding region: 1-315 (104 amino acids)
Source: RefSeq, a predicted model, not a curated record
AUGUGCGAUUUGUCCAAAUCCCACGCACCUAAGGUUGUUGAUGACCAAGAGAGCGAAAAGGUGCUGGAGAAGCUGGACAAGCAGGGGGGCGGGAUGCAGCAGGAGCUCACCAGGAGAGCCAAGGAGCUGCACGACAGGGAGUUCAAGCUGCCCUACCAGAACCCAGCACCGUGCGCCGACGAGAAGGCAGACUGCCGCGAGUGCUACGUGAGCAAUGCUGCCCAAGACCCGCUCAAGUGCGCCGAGGCCGUCAGGAGGUUUGAGGCGUGCGUUUGCAUGGCCAGGCAGAGUGGCGGCGUGCAAGCUGGUCAAUAGUACUGUUGCUAGUCGGAAUGAGUGAGUGAGGGGCACACGAUUUUUUGUUGAAUAACCUGGGUUUUUGUUGAGACCUAAAACACCAUUGUAGAUCAAUUAUGGUUAAGGGAUUGCUAGGCACCCGUUUACUGUGA